AUGCGGCGGUACCGUCGAAUUUGCACUUCCAGGAGGCCUUCAGGUGUUCAUCAUAAAUACCUGCCAGAUCAGAAAAAGUGUGGUGAGGCCACUGGUACUGUACUUAUGGGCUACAAAAGGUUGUGGCUUAGAAAAUGGAGGCCACCAUCAAGAGGUACGAUAAAACUAAACACUGAUGCUGCAUUUUCACAAAAUUUGGAGAGAACAGGCAUAGGUGUUGUGGCCAGAAAUGCUGAAGGAGAGCUGAUGAAAGUUUGGGCAAGAGCUGAACUAAAACGUAGUGAGCCACAGGUGGAGGAAGCAGCAGCAAUUAGGAUGGGAAUGCAAAUGGCCUGGAAAGCAAACUGGAGGGCAGUUGAGCUCCAAUCAGACUGCAAAGAGGUGGUGGACAUGAUAAACAAGAAACAAAAGCAGCAAAACAACAUCGUGGUCAUCCUUGAGGAUAUAGCAAAUAUGAGAUGUUUGUUUGAACUUUCUCUUUUAUGCAUAGAGAUGGGAAUAGAUGUGCACAUAGUGUAG
Messenger RNA from Coffea arabica (coffee), 519 nucleotides. Lineage: Eukaryota; Viridiplantae; Streptophyta; Magnoliopsida; Gentianales; Rubiaceae. The record is from RefSeq and is a predicted model, not a curated record.